AAGUACACACCUGUGAAAGACAACAGGGAGGGGUCACAAUCCACCUCCAAAGUGAAUCUCUAUUUUCUAAGAGGAGAGACGAAUAAGAGAAGGAAUGUACACCAUAUGCAUAUCAAUCUCAGACUGACAGAGCUAGGAGAAAGACACUGAUGACAGAUGCUUAAGAAACACCAGGAUAUGGGAUUGACUACAUAAUUACAAGAUCAAUAACAGCUAAUAAACGCAAGUAUAAGCAGAAAGCGAAAUACGUAACGUUCUUUGAUCAACAACAGUCUGCGAUGGCGUUUCUACAGCAGUUUGCACUCCUUCUGGCAUUAUUAAUCAUUUUCAGUACUUCAUGCAAGACUGCAAUGUUAGAAGUAGAUAGUGCUGAAGUAGGCCUUAACUAUUCUUUAAAGUCGUCAGCUACUGAAAAUAUUAGUACCUCUACCAAUGAUUCCACCGGUGGACAUGGCUCUUCAACAAUCACUACAUUACCUAUUGUCAUCUGGAAAUGGCAUCAUGUGGAAACUCCAUACCUGGUGGCCCUCUGGAUAUUGACCUGCUGGCUCUGUAAAUUAGUUGCUGAACUGAACCACAAUAUCACCAGUGUGAUCCCAGAGAGUGGGCUGCUCAUUAUGAUGGGCUUUAUUUUGGGAGGAAUCGUCUGGGGAGCAGACAAGGCGCAGACUUUCAAACUGAUCCCCGUCAACUUCUUCUACUACUUGCUUCCCCAGAUCGUCUUGGAUGCAAGUUACUGCAUGCCAAACAAACUAUUCUUCAGCAACCUGGGAGCCAUUCUCGUCCAUGCUGUUAUCGGAACAUGCUGGAAUGCGGGCACAGUGGGCAUUGCACUAUGGGGCUGCUAUGAAGGGGGUGCAAUGGGGAACUUGAACAUCGGCCUUCUGCAGUUCCUGUUGUUCGGUGCACUGAUGUCUGCCGUGGACCCUGUGGCAGUGAUUGCCGUGUUUGAGGAAGUGCAUGUGAAUGAAGUGCUUUACAUCCUGGUGUUUGGAGAGUCGCUGCUCAAUGAUGGCGUCACAGUGGUGCUUUAUAAUGUGUUUGAUGCAUUUGUGUCUCUGGGAGGCCCGAAGAUCAACGCCGCAGAGAUUAUCAAAGGAAUAAUUUCGUUCUUUGUUGUGUCAUUUGGAGGCUCGUUUCUUGGGGUUGUGUUUGCCGUUCUGAUAUCCAUGCUGACCAGGGUCACCAAGAACGUCCAGGUCAUCGAAGCCGGCUUCAUCAUUGUGCUUGGCUACUUGUCUUACCUGACAGCUGAGAUGCUCUCACUCUCUGCAAUUCUUUCGAUCACAUUCUGCGGUGUCUGCUGUCAGAAGUACAUUACCGCCAACAUGGAUGAGAAAUCUGUCACAACGUUACGUUACGUUCUAAAGGUGAUGGCCAACGGCUCAGAGACCAUGAUCUUCGUCUUCCUGGGACUUUCAGCUAUUGAUCAAAACAUCUGGGUUUGGAACACUGGCUUCAUCCUCCUCACAAUCCUCUUCAUUGUUAUAUUCAGGUUCAUGGGUGUUUUCUUCCUCAACUGGUUGUUGAAUCAGUCUCGAUUAAUUCCUAUUGACUUGACAGACCAGUUUGUAAUGGGCUACGGUGGCCUGCGGGGGGCAGUGGCGUAUGGACUCGCGGCCUCUUUAGAUGAGAAGAAGAUACCAGAGAAGAAUCUGAUGCUUGGUACAACACUCAUUGUGGUGUAUUUCACUGUCAUUCUUCAGGGGAUCACCAUGAAACCACUGGUCCAGUGGUUGAAGGUUAAGAAAGCAACUCAGUCGGAUCUGACUCUAAAUGGAAAAAUGAACAACAGGGUUUUUGAACACGUACUGACAGCGAUGGAAGACAUCUGUGGCCGAAUGGGAGAUAACUGGUGGACCAGACAUUGGAACUAUUUUGAAGACAAGUAUGUCUGCUGGCUGCUAAUGACGAGCGAUGCCAGAAAGCACAAAGACCCAAUCUUUGGUGUCUUCCACAAACUAAAUCUGGAGGAUGCCAAAAAAUAUGUAAAUGAGGGUGAAAGCAAAGGUUCUCUGGCUUUCAUUCGUAAUUAUGACAAUGCCAGUGUAGACUUCAAGAAGCAGCUUGCUUUAGAGUAUGCAGACAUCAUGCCUGAUAUUAUGAAUGACAUGUCAGAAUAUGAUUUUGGCAUUGACAAUGUCCCAGUGACCUCUGUCAUGAAGAACCCGCUUCCCUCUGUAUCCCUGAAUGUCCAUGAGCUAGACAGGAAGAGCAUGCUUAAUGACCUCAGUGCUCAUCAUUUACUAGAUCAGCACUUGUACAAGAGCAGAAGAGAUAACCGUCCCACUUACAGCCGCAGUCACUAUAACACCUCAGAGAAUCCAGAUGAAAUGCAGGAGAUCUUCCAAAGAACCAUGAGAAGCCGUCUUGAGUCCUUCAAAUCGGCUAAGAUGGGUGUCAACCCAGCCAAAAAACUCUCCAAACAUCCCAAGAAGGAUUCAACACAUAAGCCUAAUGGAAAGCCAGCAGACCCACACAGAACCCAUCCAUAUGGAGAUGAAGAUUUUGAGUUUUCUGCAGACAGCGCCUCUAGCAGUGAAAUUGCUGGUCAUUUCCCCAGGAGAAACACAAAUGCACCUGGUGCUGGUGUAGAUAAUCCAGCAUUCAUACCCGAGAUGGACAUGUCUCCACCCAUGCGAAACCCACCCUGGCAAACAGAGACAGCAAACAACAUGGCUGUGGCACCUUCCCAGACAGCUCAGGGUCGACUGCCCUGGACACCCACCAACCUGAGACAUCUAGCACCGCUGAGAAUGAGCACCCGCUCCACAGACUCCUUCGCGAUGGCUGAUGCUUCGGUUGACGACGAGGCACCUGAGGAAAAGUCUGGAUCACAUCAUACUAGAUUGUAAUCUGAUAUUGUUCCAGCAUUAACCUGCCAAACAAGCGAUUAGGUUAAUCCUCUAAAACUCCACAGAUUAAGGAAUCAUGGUGUUGAAUCAUAGUAUUCAUCAUAUAUCUUUAAAAAUGUAUAUAUACAUGCAGCAGUAACUUGACGUCAUGCUGCUUUGGUUUUCUUCUCUGAAAUGUUUUACCUAUUUAUAUACAUGGAAAAUUAAAGGGAAGAAGAUAAAUACGGAUUUAGAAGAGACAUUGUCAUUGAAGAACUUAUGUUUGUGGUUAUGGAAUGUUCUUGAGGGUUUCUUUAUACAAAUCCACGUUGUUGUGGAAGCUGUUAUGGCACUUUAUCACACACUGACAGCAUGCUAGAGAAUAGAAAACAUUGAGCUCAAAAGACAACAUCAUUAUACUCUUAGGCAUAAUUUGUCUUUACAAACUGAGUGAUGAAUGAGAACUAAGAAGCAAUUGUCUACUGGUUUUACGUUCAGGCAUAUCUUAUUUUUUGACCCUAUAUACAUUUUUAAACUUAGCAUGCUGUCUAUGAUUAUUUAUUAUUGCAUGGUCAUUCUGUGGGUGCUUCUUUGUAGUGUCACAAUAUCUGUUCCUGCAUUUCUGUAAUCUGGCAAUGAUUUAUUUUUGAGUUUUAAUCAAAGCUAUUAAUGUUUUAUUAGUCGAAUGAAGACCAUUAAAAUGUAAGUCUUUAGAAAUAAUAGUUUAACAGUAACUUAUAUUAAUAACUUAUUUAUAAAUUUUAUGCUUAAAGAGAACUGGUGAAAUCUGUAACUUGAAAUCAGUUAAUAGUGUCUGAUAAAACAUUUGAACUCUAACUCUAAGACUGAGUAAUACAUUUUAAUUUGUUACAAAUGAGCAAAUAAAAAAUUACAAAAAGCACAAGAAAUAUUAAUGAUCGGUCCUUUGAAUUUUAAGCUGAUUUGAAUUAUAUAAAUAUUAUAUUCAUCUUUUAUGAAUACAUUCUGGCAUGACUGAUAUCAAGAUAUUCACUGCAGUAAAGGAAAACAUGUAUAGCCUCUAAGCAAAAAAAUCUUUGAGUAAAGGUUCAAGAAAGCAUUUUUGAAACAAA
Molecule: messenger RNA, 3925 nt
Organism: Cyprinus carpio (common carp)
Lineage: Eukaryota; Metazoa; Chordata; Actinopteri; Cypriniformes; Cyprinidae
Gene: slc9a3.2
Product: solute carrier family 9 member A3, tandem duplicate 2
Biological process (GO): regulation of pH; proton transmembrane transport; sodium ion transport
Cellular component (GO): apical plasma membrane; brush border membrane
Molecular function (GO): sodium:proton antiporter activity
Source: RefSeq, a predicted model, not a curated record